Lucilia cuprina (Australian sheep blowfly) is the source of this 366-nucleotide messenger RNA. Its product is annotated as probable insulin-like peptide 5. The transcript is spliced from 2 exons. Gene Ontology annotation, molecular function: hormone activity. Gene Ontology annotation, cellular component: extracellular region. Bases 15 to 359 code for a protein of 114 amino acids. The record is from RefSeq and is a predicted model, not a curated record. NCBI's taxonomy places the organism in Eukaryota, Metazoa, Arthropoda, Insecta, Diptera, Calliphoridae.
UUUUGAACUUUACAAUGAAAGUACUUGGAAUUUUCUUCGCCUGUUUGUUGGUUAAUGAAAUCUAUGGAUUUUCUGAUCGUAUGUGCGGUGCAAAAUUGACACAAAUUAUGUGGAUUGUAUGUGAAAAUGGCUUCAAUAGCAUGAUAGACAAAAGAUCGGAUCAUACUAACUCUAUUAUACCAGGCAUUGAGAGUGAUGUUCCUUAUCCCUUAGCUUCUUCAUCACUUUCGAAUAUUUUCCAAGUCGAACAAGGAAAUUUACUAGCGAAAACUCGCCGUAUUCGUAUGCUGGGUAUUGCAGAUGAAUGUUGCAAAAAGGCCUGUAAAUACAGUGAAUUGGCAGCAUAUUGUAUAAACUAAAAAAGGA